AUGGAAUCAAAAAUUUUACGUUUAAGAAAUUUUAAUAAUUGGUUAAAAAGUGUAUUGAUAGGCAAACAUAUGGCAGCUGGAAAUACUGUACUUGAUAUAGGUUGUGGAAAAGGAGGAGAUCUGAAUAAAUGGGAUAAAGCAGAAAUUCAUAAAUAUUAUGGUUUUGAUCUUGCACAGAAAUCAAUUGAAGAUGCAAAAAAACGUUGGGAGGUGUUAAGUCAAAGAGGAUCCAAGAUCAAACAAGCAGAAUUUUAUGUUUUAGAUUAUAUAAUUUCAGAUGAAAUUAAAUUCGAUAUUGUUAGCAUGCAAUUUUGUCUUCAUUAUUCAUUUGAAUCUGAAGAAAAAGUACGCAUGGCCUUAAAAAAUGUCACUUCUGGUUUGAAAAUAGGAGGUUACUUUAUUGGAACAGUACCUAAUGCCUAUCGGAUCGUAAAAAUAUUAAAAAGUUUGCCCGACAAUGAAUUAGAAUUUGGAAAUUCGAUAUAUUCGAUUAAAUUUGAACAAAAAGAAUCAUAUCCAUUAUAUGGGAACAAAUAUUGGUUUAAUCUUGAAGAAUCAAUUGAUGAUUGCCCAGAAUAUUUGGUUUAUUUUCCUGUAUUUGAAAAGUUGGCAAAAGAAUAUGGCCUCAAAUUACUAUAUAAAAAAAGUUUUCAUGAUUUAUAUGAAGAAGAAAAAAAAAACGAUAAAUUUUAUGACCUUUUAUUUCAAAUGCAAGUAAUUGGGAAAAGACCAGAUGAUUCAAAAAUGACAGAUGAUGAAUGGGAGGCAAUUGGUAAUUUUAAUAAUUUAAUAAUUGAUUGA
Messenger RNA from Entrophospora sp. SA101, 801 nucleotides. Lineage: Eukaryota; Fungi; Glomeromycota; Glomeromycetes; Entrophosporales; Entrophosporaceae. The record is from the annotation of a GenBank genome assembly.